AUGGUCUGUCUUCCGUCUCUCAGAGAGAUGUCCAGUAAUCGCAGCCUGGACAACCUGGACUGUAUCGGAGGAACAUCGUGGGACGAAGACAGCUUCAGCCAGGCCGGCAGCACUUUGGGCAGGCGGAGUUGCAUAGAACAGCUGCGAGAUUUGGAAAAGGGUCAUCGUUAUGAGGAUAGAAGCUCAGAGUCUACCUUCAGAGAUCUCCAUUCUCAGGACCACUCAGAGCCUCCAGAUCUACCCAUGCCCACGUGCUUCAGAUCUCGCAGCCACAGCUACCUGAGAGCCAUCCAGGCUGGCUGUUCCCAAGAUGACGACACAGCUUCCAUAGACUCGGGCUGCUCGCCGCCUCCGAUCGACUCCACCGUUCGAACAUACAGCACCAGCACCGACAACCAAUGGAAGACAUGGAAAGAGCAGUUUGCCUCUUACCUGAUAGCCACUGGCUUGGACAAAGCCCCAAAGGAGAAACAACUUGCAAUAUUUCUUCAGCGUUUUGGGACAGACAGACCACGCAUUCUACCCCCACACACAGUUUCUACACACUUAACCAGCUGUAAGAAGGCUGCUCCUCCACCAGUGCCUCCGCGCACAACCUCCAAGCCCUACAUCUCUGUGACGGUACAGAGCAGCACGGAGUCGGCACAGGACAACUACUUGGACCAGCAGGACAGGAGGUCAGAGGUCAACAGCCAGUCGAGCCACGCUCACAGCAACUCUUCUGACAGCCUCGACAGCACCCGUGCCAACAGCCUCGCCCGAGGCAUUCCCCGUCCUCCACACAUCAUUCCAAUUCCCGUUGCUACCCCGAGGGACCCGAUCACCCCCAGCACCGCCAACGCUUCCACUGAGACGAGUGACUCAGUGGUCCAUCACGAAUCUGUCAAAUCUGGAUCUAAUAAAGGGAAUCUAACAGCAGAGGAGCCUUUUGUUGUCCCAGUGCAGAGAAGGAAACUGUCUUCCAUUGGGAUACAGGUUGACUGCAUUCAGGAAGUUCCCAGGGAAGAGACCCCUCCACUGGCCAGAUUCCAGUCAAUAGGAGUGCAGGUGGAGGACGGGUGGCAGCCCAGUCGCUUGAGCAGCAUGGCCUCAAAACAAGACACUGACUCAGACACGCAGGACAUCUCCAUCAUUUCCCAUAUCAUCAACUCCAAACCCCUUGAGAAGAAAAUCAUGGUCAACAGUGCCAGUCAGUCCCUCAGUUCCCCUCCUGGACAAGACUCUUUAGACAACGGAGACCCCACUGGUGACGCCUCGUCCCCACCGCUCCCCAGGCAGAUCCUCAAUCGCUCCACCACACGAAGUAGCUCCUCCUCUUUCUCAGAGAGCUUGGAUCCAGCGCUGGAUCCCUCGUCUCUGCCUCCUCCAGACCCCUGGCUGGACAGUGGGAAUGGGAAUAACGGCAGCGUCUCCCAGAGUGGAGGAGGAGGGACGGGAACGCUCUGCCGGAGAGAUGGCCACUGGUUCCUGAAGCUGCUGCAGGCUGAGACGGGACGCAUGGAAGGCUGGUGUCAGCAGAUGGAGCAGGAAGUCAAAGACAACCAGCUGUCAGAGGAAGUGCUGGGAAAAGUUCGCAGCGCUGUGGGAAGCGCUCAGCUCCUGAUGUCUCAGAAGUUCCAGCAGUUCCGGGGACUGUGUGAACAAAACCUGAAUGUGACAGCCAGCCCGCGGCCCACAGCUCAGGACCUGGCUGGCUUUUGGGACAUGCUGCAGCUCUCCAUCGAAGACAUUAGCCUCAAGUUUGAUGAGCUCUACCAUCUCAAGUCCAAUGAUUGGCAGCCCAUGCCAUCUGCUGCUGCCCAGUCGCCCCCAGAGCGGAAGAAUGAGGAGAAGACCUCUCCGGCAUCAAAGAAACCUGGUAAGGGGCGAUCGACUCUCAGCUGCGAGAAGAACGCAGACUCUUCAUCCACCUCUUCAUCGGCCUCAGCAGAAAAGCAGAGACAAGAGGCUCGCAAGCGCCUGCUGGCUGCGAAGAAGGCCGCCUCAUUUCGCCAGAACUCUGCCACAGAAAGCUCAGACAGCAUCGAAAUUUACGUCCCCGAGGCACAAACUCGCCUCUGAGAGAAACCGCGAGCGAGAAGGAAGAACGGACAGAUAAGUGUGGAGAAACGAACGGAUGCUGACAGAGUAAAGACGGAUGCUGUGUGGGGGAGAGAAGCACCUGAACUUUUAGAGUUUUGACACACACAAAUAUAGGCUGGUCCUGAUUAGAACAUAAAAUGAGAAGUUGAUUUUAAUUUUUAUUUUUUGUGGACCCAAACAAACUUUGAAGCGGGAGAUUCCUCAUUUGAGGUCGACGGUGAAACCUCAGCUGAUGAACUCGGUGGAUAUUUGUUCUUGAUAUAAUAAAAAUUGUUUCUCAAGGUAUUAUUAUGUCACUUAGAAGCUAAAGAAUCUUUAUGAGGACUGUUUUUUAAAACAUCCUGUAUCUAGGCUAUAAGAGGUAUGACGUGGGCACCCACUUUUCCCAGGUCACUGGCCAUCUUUGUAGCUUUGCACAGCACCACCUGGUGGCCAUCACGCAAUCUGCACCACAAUUUCACCCAUGUACGUCUUCCUUUUUUCCAUUUAACUGUUAGUUAUGAAAAAUUCCACUUAAAUCAGGGUAAUCGGAUUAUUUUUGGUGUGAUGAAAACAAGGUUUGGGGUGUUAUUUGUCUUGUUUCCCUGUAAGUUAUUAUUGUGUCCUGCAGAAUGUUUAGGGUCAAAGAUUUUUAAAAUUAUUAUGACUCUGUAAACUUGGGUUUCUUAAUGGUUUUGAAUGAAAGUGCAUAUUAGCCAAGACAGAGGAUCUCAGCUUUCUGUCCGCAAUAUACUUUUGUAGGAGGGAUAUCUUAACUCCUUUUAGUCUCUUUUAAUUUUUUAUUCUCAUGAAAUAACAGAUUCAUAGUUGAUAAUUAAGAGAUAAUUGUUCCAUUUGUACUUUAAAUAAUUUCUAGCGGCAUCACUGAGCACUAAACAUUUCAAAUGAAUCUAAGAUUUUAACGGAGGUCAUGCAGCAGGUUGAGAGGGGAACGUCUCGUUAUGUUUUGCUUCCCAUCACCCACGUCACUGCAAACCGUCAAUAAUUUCCUCUCUGAACAGCACCCAUGUCCUCAGUCCCUCAAGCAUUACAGAUAAUACUGUUUUUGAUCAUUUAUUCAAUCUUGUUUGCUUUUUCUCCAUUAAAAAACUGUAGAAGCCAAAGAUGAUUUCACUGUUUUAAUUUCAAACUGUGUUGAAAGGUCAACAGCAGCUGACUGAGAGGACAUGAAGAGGACUUCAACUGCAGCAAUAUAUUUAAUGCAGGUUUAACAUUUUGAUAAUCACAUGGUCGGAUGCUUCAACAGAACUGCCCGUUCUCACGACGACAGCGAGCAGCUGCUUUGAAACAUUCAAGAUCACAAGCCUCCCCUUCGGUCCUGGCCCUGAAGGCGACUGUAUGGAGUCGUUUCUGACCUCAGGACUGGGCUCACCCCCUUCAGUCCUGUAGACCAGCACUGAUCUAAAGACACGUCUCGUCUGCAGCAAAUGGAUAUCUGAAUCAGUAAAAUGUUCA
This is a messenger RNA of Nematolebias whitei (Rio pearlfish), 3537 nucleotides long. RefSeq names its product discs, large (Drosophila) homolog-associated protein 4b (gene dlgap4b). The record is from RefSeq and is a predicted model, not a curated record. The transcript has 10 exons. The coding region runs from base 1 to 2061 and encodes 686 amino acids. Gene Ontology annotation, cellular component: postsynaptic specialization; glutamatergic synapse. Gene Ontology annotation, molecular function: molecular adaptor activity. Lineage: Eukaryota; Metazoa; Chordata; Actinopteri; Cyprinodontiformes; Rivulidae. Gene Ontology annotation, biological process: signaling.